AGCGGCUCAGCCCGGGCCGAGGCGCGGGGAGGGACCCUGCGAGGGCAGCGCCCCGCCGGCCGGACCGGGGCCGCGGGACCCCGCUCGCCCGGCCACUCGUGCGCCCGCGCGGACGGGCGCGCCGCCAACCCGGUGCUGACUUUGGAGUACUUUUUAAAGCACUAGGCAUGGUAAUUUCUACUUUUUGGGACCUCAAAACCAAGAAGCUACAGAGAAUCCUAUGUCAAUAAAGUGAAAUCUCUUCCAUUGUGCUUUUGCAUUUGGAGACUCCUGUAUUUCCCCGUACACAAGGAGUGUAGAACUAGUGUGGUCAUUAUGAACGUGACAAGUUUAUUUUCCUUCACAAGUCCAGCUGUGAAGAGACUUCUUGGGUGGAAACAGGGUGAUGAAGAAGAAAAAUGGGCAGAGAAAGCUGUUGAUGCUUUGGUGAAAAAACUGAAGAAAAAGAAAGGUGCCAUGGAGGAACUGGAAAAGGCCUUGAGCUGCCCAGGGCAGCCAAGUAACUGUGUCACCAUCCCCCGCUCUCUGGAUGGCAGGCUGCAAGUUUCCCACCGGAAGGGACUGCCUCAUGUCAUUUACUGCCGAGUGUGGCGUUGGCCCGAUCUUCAGAGCCACCAUGAACUAAAACCACUGGAAUGCUGUGAGUUUCCUUUUGGUUCCAAGCAGAAGGAAGUGUGCAUCAAUCCCUACCACUAUAAGCGAGUAGAAAGUCCUGUUCUUCCUCCAGUGCUGGUUCCAAGACACAGUGAAUAUAAUCCUCAGCACAGCCUAUUAGCUCAGUUCCGUAACUUAGGACAAAAUGAGCCUCACAUGCCACUCAACGCAACUUUUCCGGAUUCUUUCCAGCAACCCAAUAGCCAUCCGUUCCCUCACUCCCCCAGCAGCAGCUACCCCAACUCUCCUGGAAGCAGCAGUGGCACCUACCCGCACUCCCCCACCAGCUCAGACCCAGGAAGCCCUUUCCAGAUGCCAGCUGAUACGCCCCCGCCUGCUUACCUGCCUCCUGAGGACCCCAUGACCCAGGAUGGCUCCCAGCCAAUGGACACAAAUAUGAUGGCACCUUCACUGCCCUCAGAAAUCAACAGAGGAGAUGUUCAGGCGGUCGCUUAUGAGGAACCAAAACACUGGUGCUCAAUUGUCUACUAUGAGCUCAAUAAUCGUGUGGGCGAAGCGUUCCAUGCCUCCUCCACAAGUGUGUUGGUGGAUGGUUUCACCGAUCCUUCCAACAAUAAGAACCGUUUCUGCCUUGGGCUGCUCUCCAACGUUAACCGGAAUUCCACUAUUGAAAACACCAGGCGGCAUAUUGGAAAAGGAGUGCAUCUUUACUAUGUGGGAGGGGAAGUGUAUGCCGAAUGCCUCAGCGACAGCAGCAUCUUUGUGCAAAGUCGGAACUGCAACUACCAUCAUGGAUUUCACCCCACUACUGUUUGCAAGAUCCCUAGUGGGUGUAGUUUGAAAAUUUUUAAUAACCAAGAAUUCGCUCAGUUAUUGGCACAGUCUGUGAACCAUGGCUUCGAGACAGUCUAUGAGCUCACUAAAAUGUGUACUAUCCGCAUGAGCUUUGUAAAAGGUUGGGGAGCAGAAUAUCACCGCCAGGAUGUUACUAGCACCCCCUGCUGGAUUGAGAUCCACCUGCAUGGCCCCCUCCAGUGGCUGGAUAAAGUUCUUACUCAGAUGGGUUCACCUCACAAUCCUAUUUCAUCUGUGUCUUAAACAGCCUCAGGCUUCUGCCUCUUGAAAACUAUUGAGCCUUGCAUGUACUUGAAGGAUGGAUGAGUCAGACACGAUCAAGAACUGACAAAGGAGCCUUGAUAAUACUUGACCUCUGUGACCAACUGUUGGAUUCAGAAAUUUAAAAAAAAAAAAAACAAAAACCUUGGUAACAUACUGUCGAUAUCGAGAACCUGUUUAGUUUACAUUGUAACAUUCUAUUGUAAAAUCAACUAAAAUGCAUACUUUUAGCAGGACUUCGUGUAUAGUUAAAGGAGAGAUGGCCAAGCCAGGGACAAAUUAUCUAUUUGGUCCUAAGAGAAAUGGUCCUAAGAGAUUCUUUUGUGUUUGGCACUUUAAGGUCAUCGUUUGGCAGAAGUUUAGCAUUAAUAGUCUUUCUGAAGUGUGUUUUUAUCAGGUUUAGAACCCAUGUUGAGUCUUAUUUUCAUGGGUUUUCAUAAUAUUUUAAAACUAUUUGUUUAGUAAUGGGUUUUGUUUGUUUUUUAAGUAAAGUUUAACCUGAUGAUAUACAUAGUAAUCUUUCUAAAAUUGUACGCUGACCAUACUGCUGUCAGAAUAAUGUUAGGUAUAUGCUCUUUGCUAAAUAUAUAUGUACAGAAUAUUUGGAAGUUAAGAAUGGAUUAGACUAGUGGACUUAGUAUUUGAGGGGGUGGGGGAGAGGGAAAUGACAACUGCAAAUGUAGAAUAUACUGUAAAAAGUCAGUUUGUGACUUUCAAGAAACAAACUGAUGCCUGAAUUUUGCUGUGUUUCAAUUUUUUAGACAUUUUAUCCUUUUCUUUUUUUUUUUUUCUUUUUUUUUGGGGGGGGCGCCUUCUAUCCCAUCCUCUCCAAAAAGCAGUUGUGCAGCUGGUUAAUUCAUGUAACUGUGAGAGCAAAUGAGUAAUUCCUGCUACUCUGAAAUCAACUGCCUAUAUGUCUCAAUACCAACCGUAUGGAGUGCUUCAAUUUAAUAAGCAGUUUUUUAUGGAGUUUACAGAAACAGGCUUUAAUUUUCAAGUGAAUUGUUCACCAACUGUUAAAUAUUUGGAGGAUUUAAAGAACAUCCCUGUUUAAAUCCAUUUCAAACUUUUAAGGAUUUUUUUUGUACUGUGUUUGGUUUUAUUUUUCUUCUGCUAAUCUUUUAUAUUCACUUAUGCUCUCGUACAUUGAGUACUUUUAUUCCAAAACUAGUGGGUUUUCUCUACUGGAAAUUUUAAAUAAACCUGUCAUUAUUGCUUA
Messenger RNA from Neofelis nebulosa (Clouded leopard), 2950 nucleotides. RefSeq names its product SMAD family member 1 (gene SMAD1). Gene Ontology annotation, biological process: transforming growth factor beta receptor signaling pathway; BMP signaling pathway; regulation of transcription by RNA polymerase II. Lineage: Eukaryota; Metazoa; Chordata; Mammalia; Carnivora; Felidae. Bases 316 to 1713 code for a protein of 465 amino acids. The record is from RefSeq and is a predicted model, not a curated record. Gene Ontology annotation, cellular component: heteromeric SMAD protein complex. The transcript is spliced from 7 exons. Gene Ontology annotation, molecular function: DNA-binding transcription factor activity, RNA polymerase II-specific; RNA polymerase II cis-regulatory region sequence-specific DNA binding; I-SMAD binding.